Arachis stenosperma is the source of this 417-nucleotide messenger RNA. RefSeq lists its product as uncharacterized. Lineage: Eukaryota; Viridiplantae; Streptophyta; Magnoliopsida; Fabales; Fabaceae. The record is from RefSeq and is a predicted model, not a curated record. The coding region runs from base 1 to 417 and encodes 138 amino acids. The transcript has a single exon.
AUGAACUUCCUAAUGGGUUCUGGAGAACCAGGCGAUGGAGCCGAACCCAGAGGGGCAGCCUCCGUGGCUUCCUCCUGCGAGCGCACGAGGUCCCCUCUACGACAACCCGAGCCAUCCUCACGCUCCCAAGAGAGACGCCCCUUUGGGGGAAUAGGCAGCGAUAGCGCUAGGAUAAUACAGGAACUACGACAUAGGGUGCAGAACUUGGAACGUCAGCUGGCAGAUCAGGGACGUUGUCAACAAACUCCCGAACCAAACUAUUCGCGAUCUCCCGAGAGACGGGGGAGAACUCCUCAGAAAAGUCGCUCCCGGUGCACACCGAGCCCACGGUCUGAAUCGGAUAGUCCCCAAGAGGAGAAUCGGGAGGCGCCAAGAAGACGCCGAGACCCCCCUGAUAUACAACCGACGUACGGAUAG